Messenger RNA from Puma concolor (puma), 3300 nucleotides. It is a transcript of the gene PDGFRB, whose product is annotated as platelet derived growth factor receptor beta. Gene Ontology annotation, biological process: angiogenesis; positive regulation of kinase activity; protein phosphorylation. Gene Ontology annotation, cellular component: signaling receptor complex; plasma membrane. Gene Ontology annotation, molecular function: ATP binding; platelet-derived growth factor beta-receptor activity; platelet-derived growth factor binding. The record is from RefSeq and is a predicted model, not a curated record. Lineage: Eukaryota; Metazoa; Chordata; Mammalia; Carnivora; Felidae.
CCGAGCGCCAUGCCAGGUCCUGUCCUCAAAGGCCAGGUGCUGUUGCUGCCCCUGCUGUUGCUGCUGGGACCACAGGCCUCCUGGGGCCUGGUCAUCACACCUCCAGGGCCAGAGCUUGUCCUCAAUAUCUCCAGCACCUUCGUUCUGACCUGUUCGGGUGCAGCUCCGGUGGUGUGGGAACGGAUGUCCCAGAAGCCCCUGCAGAAAACAGCCAAGAACCAGGAUGGCACCUUCUCCAGCACACUGACACUGACCAAUGUCACUGGGCUAGACACGGGAGAAUACUUUUGCACCUACAAAAACUCCCUCGGGCCGGAGCCUGCUGAGCGAAAACGGCUCUACAUCUUUGUGCCAGAUCCGACUAUGGGCUUUCUUCCGGUCUUCCCCGAGGACCUGUUCAUCUUUCUCACGGAAAUAUCUGAGAUCACAAUUCCCUGCCGAGUGACGGAUCCGAGCCUGGUGGUGACACUGCACGAGAAGAAAGUGGAUAUUCCACUGCCCAUCCCCUAUGACCACCAACGUGGCUUCUCUGGUAUCUUCGAGGACAAGACCUAUGUCUGCAAAACCAUCAUCGGGGACAGGGAAGUGGAUUCUGAAGCCUACUAUGUCUACAGUCUCCAGGUGUCGUCCAUCAAUGUCUCAGUGAAUGCAGUGCAGACUGUGGUCCGCCAGGGUGAGAACAUCACCAUCAUGUGCAUUGUGACCGGAAAUGAGGUGGUCAACUUUGAAUGGACAUACCCACGCAUGGAGAGUGGGCGGCUGGUGGAGCCAGUGACUGACUUCCUCUUCAAUGUACCCUCCCACAUACGCUCCAUCCUGCACAUCCCUAAUGCUGAGCUUGGCGAUUCAGGGACCUACAUCUGCAAUGUAUCGGAGAGUGUGAAUGACCAUCGAGAUGAAAAGUCCAUCAAUGUCACUGUGGUUGAGAGUGGCUACGUGCAGCUGCUGGGAGAGCUGGACGCCGUACAAUUCGCGGAGCUGCACCGCAGCCGGACUCUGCGGGUGGUGUUCGAGGCCUACCCGCCGCCUACUGUCAUGUGGCUCAAGGACAACCGCACGCUAGGCGACUCCAGCGCAGGCGAGAUUGCCCUAUCCACACGCAAUGUGUCUGAGACCCGGUAUGUGUCAGAACUGACAUUGGUGCGGGUGAAGGUGGCUGAGGCUGGCUACUACACCAUGCGGGCCUUCCACGAGGAUGCAGAGGCCCAGAUCUCCUUCCAGCUGCAGGUCAAUGUGCCUGUCCGUGUGCUGGAGCUGAGUGAAAACCAUCCUGCCAGCGGGGAGCAGACAGUCCGCUGUCGCGGCCGGGGCAUGCCCCAGCCACACCUCACCUGGUCUACCUGCAGUGACCUCAAAAGAUGUCCGCGCGAGCUGCCGCCCACCCCACUGGGGAACAGUUCCGAGGAGGACAGCCAGCUGGAGACUAACGUGACUUACUGGCCUGAGGAUCAGGAGUUCGAGGUGGUGAGCACGCUCCGCCUGCGCCGUGUGGAUCAGCCUCUGUCCGUGCGCUGCACUCUGCACAACCUGCUGGGCCACGACAUGCAGGAGGUCACCGUGGUGCCACAUUCUCUGCCCUUCAAGGUGGUGGUGAUCUCGGCCAUCUUGGCCUUGGUGGUCCUCACAAUCAUCUCCCUCAUCAUCCUCAUCAUGCUCUGGCAGAAGAAGCCACGUUAUGAGAUCCGAUGGAAGGUGAUUGAAUCUGUGAGCUCUGAUGGCCAUGAGUACAUCUACGUGGACCCUAUGCAGCUGCCCUAUGACUCUACCUGGGAGCUGCCACGGGACCAGCUUGUGCUUGGACGCACCCUCGGCUCUGGGGCCUUUGGGCAGGUGGUGGAGGCCACAGCUCACGGCCUGAGCCAUUCUCAGGCCACGAUGAAAGUGGCGGUCAAGAUGCUGAAAUCCACAGCCCGCAGCAGCGAGAAGCAGGCCCUCAUGUCAGAGCUGAAGAUCAUGAGUCACCUUGGGCCCCAUCUGAACGUGGUCAACUUGCUGGGGGCCUGCACCAAAGGAGGACCCAUCUACAUCAUCACGGAGUACUGCCGCUACGGUGACCUGGUGGACUACCUUCACCGCAACAAGCACACCUUCCUGCAGCGCUGCUCCGACAAGCGCCGCCCGCCCAGCGCCGAGCUCUACAGCAACGCCCUGCCCACGGGGCUCCCUCUGCCCAGCCACGUGUCCCUGCCUGGGGAGAGUGACGGCGGCUACAUGGACAUGAGCAAGGACGAGUCGGUGGACUACGUGCCCAUGCUGGACAUGAAAGGAGGAAUCAAAUAUGCAGACAUUGAGUCCUCCAGCUACGUGGCCCCUUAUGACAACUACGUCCCCACAGCUCCCGAGAGGACCUGUCGGGCAACUCUGAUCAACGAGUCCCCGGUGCUUAGCUACACAGAUCUUGUGGGCUUCAGCUACCAGGUGGCCAAUGGCAUGGAGUUCCUGGCCUCCAAGAACUGCGUCCACCGAGAUCUGGCAGCCAGGAACGUGCUCAUCUGUGAGGGCAAGCUGGUCAAGAUCUGUGACUUUGGCCUGGCUCGUGACAUCAUGAGGGACUCGAACUAUAUCUCCAAAGGCAGCACCUUCCUGCCUCUGAAGUGGAUGGCUCCCGAGAGCAUCUUCAACAGCCUCUAUACCACCCUGAGUGAUGUGUGGUCCUUCGGGAUCCUACUCUGGGAGAUCUUCACCCUGGGUGGCACCCCUUACCCAGAGCUGCCCAUGAACGAGCAGUUCUAUAAUGCCAUCAAGCGGGGUUACCGAAUGGCCCAGCCUGCCCAUGCCUCCGAUGAGAUCUACGAGAUCAUGCAGAAGUGCUGGGAAGAGAAGUUUGAGAUCCGGCCUCCCUUCUCCCAGCUGGUGCUGCUUCUCGAGAGGCUGCUGGGUGAGGGGUACAAGAAGAAGUACCAGCAGGUGGAUGAGGAGUUUCUGAGGAGCGACCACCCAGCCGUCCUUCGGUCCCAAGCCCGCUUUCCCGGCUUCAAUGGACUCCGAUCCCCCCUGGACACCAGCUCUGUGCUCUACACUGCUGUGCAGCCCAACGAGAGUGACAAUGACUAUAUCAUCCCCCUGCCUGACCCCAAGCCCGAGAUUGCUGAUGAAGGCCCCCUGGAGGGUUCCCCCAGCCUUGCCAGCUCCACCCUGAAUGAAGUCAACACCUCCUCUACCAUCUCCUGCGACAGCCCCCUGGAACCCCAAGAGGAGCCAGAGCCAGAACCCCAGCUCGAGCCCCAGGUGGAGCCAGAGCCACCACUGGAUUCAUGUUGCCCUGGGCCUCGGGCCGAGGCGGAGGACAGCUUCCUGUAG